Molecule: messenger RNA, 1051 nt
Organism: Trichogramma pretiosum
Lineage: Eukaryota; Metazoa; Arthropoda; Insecta; Hymenoptera; Trichogrammatidae
Product: enoyl-CoA delta isomerase 1, mitochondrial-like
Exons: 5
Coding region: 86-1018 (310 amino acids)
Biological process (GO): fatty acid beta-oxidation
Cellular component (GO): mitochondrion
Molecular function (GO): enoyl-CoA hydratase activity
Source: RefSeq, a predicted model, not a curated record
UUUCUCAGUGCAGCUCGCGUAAAUCUUAUACGGCUCGAUCGAGGUCUCAGUCUCCGCCGCGCAACCCAUCCUCGACAAGGCCACCAUGGCCAACCUAGCGUCCUUCGCGCUGAGGAUCCAAACGCGACUCAAAGUCCAGCCGACGACGCUACACGAGAGCUGGCUGAGACGAGUAGGCACCGCUACCACUCGACGCGCUCACUCGGCCACUGCCGACACUCGCAAUAACAAGGAGAAACUCGCCUCGCUUUCGUACGACGACGUGACCGGAGUCGCAACGCUGUCGAUGUCGAGCAAGCCGGUGAACGCGCUCAAUGCCGACUUUCUGCGCUCGCUCCUGGAGGCGCUCGAGGCGGCGCGCAAAAUCCCGGCUUGCCGAGGCCUGCUGCUCACGUCCUCGCUGCCGGUCUUCAGCGCCGGCCUGGACUUUCGCAUGACGCACGCGAGGGACAAGAAGGCUUUCGCCGACUGCUGGAGGGUCUUGCUCGACUUCUGGUCGAAUCUCUACGGACUGACCACCGAGUUCCCUACCGUCGCCCUCGUCAAUGGAGCCAGCCCAGCCGGUGGCUGCGCGCUCAGUCUGGCCUGCGAUUACAGGGUCAUGCUCCGAGGUAAACACCGCAUCGGUCUCAACGAGACUCCGGUCGGAAUCCCGCCGCCCUACUGGCUCAAGGACGCCAUGGCGACUCUCAUCGGCACGAGAAAAACCGAACUCGCCCUAAUGAGAGGCAGCCUGUGGGAGCCCGAGGAGGCCCUGCGGAUCGGAUUGAUCGACGAGGUGGCCAGCGAUCCGGUCGACGGACUCGCUCGAUGUCACCGAUUCAUCGACGGCUUCGCCGAGCUCUCCCGUGGAGCCAUGGGCCAGCAGAAGAAGCAACUGCGGGCCGAGCUGACCGAGCGAAUGCGCAGCGAUGUCGAACUGCAGAUCGAGCGGCUGACCGAUCAAGUCUUCUGUCACGAGCACCUGGGCAUCGUCGACGAAUUCUUUCGAUCGAAAUCCGAGAAAAAUAAUAAAUGAUCCCUUAUUGCGAUAAAGCAAAAACCACUCGAA